Messenger RNA from Gaeumannomyces tritici R3-111a-1, 780 nucleotides. RefSeq lists its product as hypothetical. The record is from RefSeq and is a predicted model, not a curated record. Bases 1 to 780 code for a protein of 259 amino acids. The transcript has 3 exons. NCBI's taxonomy places the organism in Eukaryota, Fungi, Ascomycota, Sordariomycetes, Magnaporthales, Magnaporthaceae.
AUGGACCCCCUCGGCGAGGCACUGCCCACUGUCAGGGAUCUCCUCCAGGGCCUUCCGCCGAUGGCUCGACGCGACUUCCGGCACCCCAGACUGCGCCAGCUCCCGGGGAGCGGUGCACAAAUCAAUUGGCUGGAGUAUCUCGGCCGCGGAAUACAGGGAAUCGUCUACAAAGCCACCUUGGGCGAUGACGAUCCCGUCGCCGUGAAAAUCAGGGACCCCAAGGGACCCCAAACAUUCGAGGGUGCCGUGAGCAACUUUUACGCCUUUUACGCAUUCAGCGAUGCGCCACGCCGGUCACAGUACGGCCCAGCAGGCCAGGACGCGAAGCCGCCGCCGCCGUUCCCAGCACUACCCGGGUGCUACGGGUGGAUGAGAGUCAAGCGGGGCUCGUUUCUCAAGCUUAAGCCCCCGGUCUGGGAAUGUGGGGAGGCGAACGAGGAUGUCGACUGGCAUUGCGCAGCAGGAUCUUGCCGGUUUGGAGAGGUAGCCAACAACCUCAGCUCUAAUAGUACACGGCAUGUCACUUCCCCCGGCGGCGCUCUCGCCUCGGCCAGGUCUAGCCCAUCCAACACCGCGUCCUUCCUCACCGCCGUCGUUGCCGGCAACGGCGACAGCAGCAGCACCCAGACCCACGCCAGACGUCUCCUCGGAGCUGAGAACGACUCCAUCACGAAGCGGGCGACUGUCAGGUGCACCAACUUCGAGACCAUCAAGAAAGACAAGCUCAAGUUCGCGCCGGGCUGCCAGCACACCACUGGCGGAGGACCGGGUGCCCCAUGA